AUGUUAUUAUCACAACACAUCUAUGAGUUCUACUACACCUACACAUAUGAUGAUCAUGAUGAUGUCAUUCAAGUAACCAUUGGAGAUAGUCGUCAUGCAAUUUGUCUCUCUAUUCAAGCUCUUAGGGAUGCAGUUUGUCUUCCAAAUUUGGUUAACUUCUCAUAUCCUCCUUCUGAGAAACAAUAUUAUGAUGGUUACGCCUCUGUAUCCCUUGAUCAAUAUGAAGAAGGAUUUCUAGAAGUUGGCUUUCUUGGUAAUUAUGAUGGUAAUUAUGAAAAAAGGGGGAGAAUUCAAAAAGUCUCCGCCUCAGGGGGGCAACAUGUCAACAAUGACAUUGGCACACCCCGUUCUGACGACGAAAACGUUGGGUUGCACGACGUUUAG
Messenger RNA from Lactuca virosa, 384 nucleotides. NCBI's taxonomy places the organism in Eukaryota, Viridiplantae, Streptophyta, Magnoliopsida, Asterales, Asteraceae. The record is from the annotation of a GenBank genome assembly.